CGGAGGGGCAGGACAUUUUCGAGGAGGUGUUGGAGAUGCUGUCCUACCUGACCUACUACGGCACCGGCAUCAGCGAGCGGCUGUGGGCGCUGUGGCCGCAGAUUGAGGCGGCGGUGAACGAGUGGGCGGUGGAUUACUGGGAGAACAUCCUGGUUCCUCUGGACAACUACAUCAGCAAGGACACGGAGCGCUUCCUCUCCUGCGCCGCCCCCGACUACCGCACCUCGCUAUUCGGCAUGGUCCGCGGCGCGCUGACGGGCGAGGGUUACGGCGAGCGUGACGUGGUUCCCGCCGCCAAGCUGCUGGAGGUGGUGCUACAGAACUGCCGGGGGCGGGUGGACGCCUGGGUGGGGCCCUACCUGCAGCUGGCGGUGGGGAAGCUGCAGAGCGCCACAAACCGCACACUCAAGGACACGCUGGUGCUGGUGGUGGCAAACGCGCUGUACUACAACGCAACCCUCGCGCUGGGGGUGCUGGCGCAGAUGGGCUGCGUGGGCUCCUUCUUCUCCGCCUGGUUCGCCGCCAUCUUUGCCACCAAGAAGAGCGGCAAGCCCAAGCACUUCCGGCGGCAGCAUGACAAGAAGGUGUGCGUGCUGGGACUGGUGUCGCUGCUGGCGGUACCUGAGGAGGCUCUGCCGGCGGAGGUGAAGGCGGGGCUGCCGCAGGUGCAGGCGGGCGUCAUGCGGCUGCUGCUGGCGCUUAAGGAGCAGCAGGCGGAGGCGGAGGAGCUGGCAAAGGAGGAAGACGACGAGGAGGACGACGAGGAGGAGGAGGAUGGGGACAUUGAGGAUGAGGAGGAGGACGAUGACGAGGUAAUCCGGGCUGCUCGGCGAGGCGCUCGGGACCUGCUGGGCGAUGGAGACAGCGAGGGGGAGGAUUCGGACGAUGAGUUCACGGACGACGAGGAGGUGCACACGCCCAUUGACCCGGUGGACCCCUACGUCUUCUUCGCGGAUGCACUCAGCGGCCUGCAGCAGCACAUGCCCGCCAGGUACCAGCAGCUGCUGUCCGCGUGCGACGCCGGCACCCAGGCGGCGCUGGCGGGCAUGAUGGCGUACGCGGCGGAGCUGCGGAGCAAGCCGCAGAAGGAGACGGG
Messenger RNA from Astrephomene gubernaculifera, 1096 nucleotides. Lineage: Eukaryota; Viridiplantae; Chlorophyta; Chlorophyceae; Chlamydomonadales; Astrephomenaceae. The record is from the annotation of a GenBank genome assembly.